AUCCCAGCACCAGCCUCCGUCAGCGCCAGCCCGGACCAUGAGCCGCCCCCGGAGCUUCACCCCCGGCAGCCCCCUGCUGCUGCUGCUGCUGCUAGCGGCCUGCGCCGCGCUGUGCCGGGAUGCCCCCAUGGCUGGCGAGCUGCAGUGCCAGUGCCUGCAGACCGAGGCCGCGGUGAUCCACCCCAAGCGCGUCGCCCAUGUGGAGCUGAUCCCUGAGGGGCACCACUGCGGGGUGCCAGAAGUCAUAGCCACCACGAAGAAUGGCAAGAAAGUCUUUCUGGAUCCCACUGCGCCCUGGGUCAAGCUGAUCGUCACCAAGAUCCUGAACAGGAUUGCACCUGUGGACCAACCUGCCCUGACAGACCCUGUCAUUCCUUUGGACCCAAAAUAAGGAUUUAACUUACAUGUUGCAAGAGGAGAAUUUUGAGGGAUAGCACCUGUGUAUUAGCAAAAAUGUUAACCUGGCCUAUGGGCAGAGCCAUGACGUCAUCUUUUAGACUAUUGGCCUAUUGUGCUAAUUUUGUCUUGCUGCUAGAACCUAUCCAGGGUCUGGGGAACUCCCCCCUCCCCCCCUUCUCUCCGCCCACCGGCACGUAUCUAAUAUAUUGUUUAGCAGUGUCUCACUGAGCCUAAUAAGCAAAGUGACACUCCGCCAGCGCUGUGCGUAAUAAACCCUCGUGCUUGACUCUA
Messenger RNA from Mauremys mutica (yellowpond turtle), 690 nucleotides. RefSeq names its product growth-regulated alpha protein-like. Gene Ontology annotation, biological process: inflammatory response; chemokine-mediated signaling pathway; neutrophil chemotaxis. Gene Ontology annotation, molecular function: CXCR chemokine receptor binding; chemokine activity. Gene Ontology annotation, cellular component: extracellular region. NCBI's taxonomy places the organism in Eukaryota, Metazoa, Chordata, Testudines, Geoemydidae. The record is from RefSeq and is a predicted model, not a curated record. The transcript has 4 exons. Bases 38 to 391 code for a protein of 117 amino acids.